Fusarium redolens is the source of this 258-nucleotide messenger RNA. RefSeq lists its product as uncharacterized. The coding region runs from base 1 to 258 and encodes 85 amino acids. The transcript is spliced from 2 exons. The record is from RefSeq and is a predicted model, not a curated record. NCBI's taxonomy places the organism in Eukaryota, Fungi, Ascomycota, Sordariomycetes, Hypocreales, Nectriaceae.
AUGUCGACCACAGAAAAGAAAAACACUGCUGAGCCAGUCGACAAAGAAGCCAUCCGCGAGCUGAUCAACGAGCUCGAACGCAAACUCGACGCUUUGUACACUCUCAGCGAUGAGGUCAACAGAGGUAUUCUCGAGAGUAAAGAUGCGCUCGAAAGCGUUCGCGAGAAACGCGUCAAGCUGCUCAGAGCGCGGCUAGAUCGGAUCUUCCAGCAGUGGAAUAUCGGGCCUCUGACUAGCAACCAUCACCCGUCAACUUAG